Cyprinodon tularosa is the source of this 899-nucleotide messenger RNA. RefSeq lists its product as uncharacterized. Gene Ontology annotation, cellular component: cytosol. The record is from RefSeq and is a predicted model, not a curated record. Bases 140 to 775 code for a protein of 211 amino acids. The transcript has 4 exons. NCBI's taxonomy places the organism in Eukaryota, Metazoa, Chordata, Actinopteri, Cyprinodontiformes, Cyprinodontidae.
ACAGACACCAGUUUGGCUUCACUUGACUGGAUUCAGGAUUCUUUAUUUCUGGACUCCAGUGAUCUGCCUCCUUACAUAACCUUCCUGGAUAGUUUCUGCAUCUCUUCGAAAUCAGAUCAUCUCGUUAUCCAGCUGCAUCAUGUCAACUAAACUAGUUUUAAGUACCUAUGAUGUCCUGUGGCAAGACAACCAGGAUGUUGCCGAGCAGUCCCUUAAGCAGCCAUUUCUGCAGCACAUGCAGUCGGGGGACCUGCAGGCUGAUGACUAUAUGAAGUUCAUGAUCCAGGACAUCAACUACUUGGUGAAGGUCACAGAGAUGCUGGAGGAGAUGUCUAAGAGAAACAUGGAAAAUGACAUCUAUUUGUUCAUGGUGGACAGAUACAAGAGCUACAAGAAGUAUCAGAAAGAAACACUUGCAAACUUCCACCUCGGGAGUGUGCCGGACGUCAAACCAAUCCCUGCCAUGGCCAAAUAUCUGUCUGACUACCGUACCAUCAUGAAUGAGGAAGAAGCCAUUUUCUUCGUUGUGGCUCUUCUUUCCUGUGAGGGGCUCCGGAUGUGGCUCGCCGAGCAACUGAAGGAAAGCAAGAGCAACCCCUACCUCACCUGGAAAUUCGUAAACAUUUACAGCCACCCGGCAGACCAUUUCAGAAAGCUUCUUGAUGACCACCUUAACUCCACUGAGCUGAUCCAAAAGGCCAGUGUGAUCUUCCGCCAGUUUAUGGAGAACGAGGACAGCGUCUUUAGGGCCUCUCUGCUUCCCAUACCACUGUAAGAAUGAGACCAGCAGCCUGUUUGCUCCUAGCAUAUAAGAGGGAUUAAUCUUCUUUCCUGAGUAGCAUGCAUAUAUCACGUUUAUACAGUUUUUAUUAACAGUCGGCUUUGUUAAGGAAGACCUA